AUAAAAGUCAAGCAGUUUUCCCACCAUUUAAAUUUAAAAUUUAAAACUGAAUUUAUUUAUUUUGUAGAUGAGUCGGGUCAGAAUGGUACCCAGAAGGUCAAUAUUUAUAAAGAUCAGGACUUCAGUAAUGAUGCUCCACCCCCUAUACCGCCCAGACCACCAGACAUGAUAAGGAAUGAAUCACCUUCUCCUCCUCCUCCACCAAACCUACCGCCACCAGGAGGUCCAAUUUACGUUCGAUUGAGAAGAGACGAUGACGACGAUCUUGAAGACCUCAACUUCCGAUACAAGCCCCGCCCAAAAGACGGUACCCAAUCAGAAUCCUCCGAAGAGGACCCGACCCCCUGGUACCUGAACGGGUCCAACGAAGUACCAAGAACCGCUUGGGAAGAGGACGAAGAAGAGGCCCCGCCCCCUCCUCCACCUCGUAACGAUCAAUUAGGAAUAAUACCACCUGAUAAUGAUGAUGAUGAAGCCCCGCCCCCAUUACCACCACGUAACGAUCAAAUGAAAGCCACGCCCAGUCACGAGGCUCCGCCCAUGCGUGAUGAGGUGACGGAGGAUAGGGUGCGUCCCCCUAGAGACGAAACCGGGGAGGAGGAAGAGGAGGAGGAGGAGGAGGAAUUUGAAGAAGAUACCGGUCAUUUUUUAGGGGUAGGAAGAGGAGACGAGACGGGGGAACUCCCUCCUCUUCCCCCCGUAAGACCUCCAAGAGACUUGACUCCGCCCCCUCUGCCGGUAAAAAUGAGAAAGAAGGAACCAGAGGAGGAGAGGGAGAGGGAGAAGGUGGUGAUGGGUAGUUCUAAUGAUGAAGAGGCUUUGAUACGAGAGCUGACAGAGUUGGAGAGACUGGUUGAUGAUAAAGCAACACCUAAACAACUGACAUCAGAAGAAUUAAGAAUAAAGGAAGCCUCUGAAUUAAGGAGGAGACUGAGAGAAGAGAGAGCUACAAGGUUACAAGCUAAAGUCCAGCUGAUGCAAGAGAAUCUCCGCACACAAGAAACUCGUGAAUACACUGUACCUUUAUUAUUAGUGGGUGUGGCUUUAAUAGUAGUUAGUUACUCUGUGUAUUACUAUUUGACUAAGAGUUAAUCACUUGUGGGUGUGGUUAUUAAUAGUUAUAAUGGUUAAUUAACUAGUUAUAUGGGUGGUUACUAAUAAUAUCUUAUCUUUUACUAUACUGCACUAUUUGAAUAAAAUAAUAAUUUAAUAAUAAUAA
Messenger RNA from Amphimedon queenslandica, 1219 nucleotides. RefSeq names its product proline-, glutamic acid- and leucine-rich protein 1-like. NCBI's taxonomy places the organism in Eukaryota, Metazoa, Porifera, Demospongiae, Haplosclerida, Niphatidae. The coding region runs from base 166 to 1092 and encodes 308 amino acids. The record is from RefSeq and is a predicted model, not a curated record. The transcript is spliced from 3 exons.